Heteronotia binoei (common prickly gecko) is the source of this 912-nucleotide messenger RNA. Its product is annotated as prolyl 3-hydroxylase 2-like. Lineage: Eukaryota; Metazoa; Chordata; Lepidosauria; Squamata; Gekkonidae. Gene Ontology annotation, molecular function: procollagen-proline 3-dioxygenase activity; protein binding. Gene Ontology annotation, cellular component: endoplasmic reticulum. The record is from RefSeq and is a predicted model, not a curated record. Gene Ontology annotation, biological process: collagen metabolic process.
GAGGAUUAUCUUGCCGGAGUGAGGCAUUACGACCAGGAGGGAUACCAUUUGGCCAUCCAGUUCCUAGAGCGGGCGCUGGAGGCAUACAGCACUGCCGAUGUGGAGUGUCGGGUCUUGUGUGAAGGCCAGCGGUUUGAAGAGUAUGAAUAUCUGGAUUACAAAGUCACUCUCUAUGAAGCCAUCGCAGAUCACUACAUGCAAGUCCUUGUGUGUCAACACGAGUGUGUGCGGGAACUGGCCACGCGGCCCGGGCGUCUCUCUCCCAUCGACAACUACCUCCCCCUCCAUUACGACUUCUUGCAGUUUGCCUAUUACAGAGUUGGCGAUUACGUGCGAGCCCUAGAGUGUGCCAGGUCGUACCUUCUCUUCCAUCCGGAUGACGAAGAUGUCUUGGACAACGAGAGCUACUACGAAAGCCUCUUGGAAGGGUCUGUGGAUCUAUUGAGCAUCAAGCCCAGAGAGUACGCCGUGAUGUUCCUGAGGCGACAUAAGCUGGAAGCUUACCUGUUGCAGACGGCAGCAGCAGGCUUGGGUUUCUCAUACACGGAGCCGAGUUAUUGGAGCAUCUCUGGGUCUCGGCAGGAUGAACACAGGAUACCUUCUGGUGCCCACAGCGACCAAUCGGAUGGCCCGGGGCCCCACCCAGGGAAGAAAACCACAUGCAAACGGGACCGUGAGCUGAGGGAAGGGGGUCCCCUCCUAUACAGUGACGUGAAAUUUGUCCAUAACUCAGAGCAGCUGAAUGGGACCCAGCGGGUGCUGCUAGACAACGUGAUCUCGGAGAAGGAAUGCCGGGAAUUGCACCAGAUUGCCAAUGGCAUCAUCCUGGCUGGCGAUGGGUACAGAGGGAAGACCUCGCCCCACACCCCCAACGAACGCUUCGAAGGGGCCACCGUUCUAAAGGCUCUCAAG